Molecule: messenger RNA, 2416 nt
Organism: Gadus chalcogrammus (walleye pollock)
Lineage: Eukaryota; Metazoa; Chordata; Actinopteri; Gadiformes; Gadidae
Exons: 12
Coding region: 126-2036 (636 amino acids)
Source: RefSeq, a predicted model, not a curated record
GAUGAGCAAGGUAAGGUCUGACAAAUCUACCUGUCUAGACUUCCUGAUCCUUAUCUUGUUUAUUCAGUCUGCUGCCAUAUACAGAAUGUUCACUUUUCUUUUCGACAGAUCGCAUUUUACCCACAAUGCCAGCACAGCACUGCACCUGCCAGGUCCCUAGCUUCACAGUGGAAGCUGGGAAACCAGUCAUCUUGAUUACCAUCAAUGGGCGUUAUGAUUUGCAUUUGCCACGUUAUGUGUGCCAAACAUGCCUGCAGCAGUGGGCCCCUGAUGUGAGAGACCUAGUCAGGAGUGGAUAUUGGCCAGCUUCUGCAAAUGCUUCCACAAUCUACACGGUGGACCUCCUCAACACCUUUCAGGAGCUGAAGUUGAUCUCACCUGGAUUCUCCAGGCAAGCCCUUGCAAAAAUGCUGGAACAUCGCACACUGUGCGCAGGAAGAUCUGGACAGAUCAACGGGGAUGCCCUGCAGAGGAGCUUUCUUGAGUUUGCAUACGCCUCCUUUGAGAAAGACCAGCUCUGCUGUGAUACCCCUUUCACCUGCCCUGCCUGCACACCUGAAAUGGUAGCAGUGUCAGCAGAUGGCAACAGGAAGCUUUAUCGCUUUGGCCAUACUGGAAGAUCUAAUGACACUCCCUUUUUUGAUGGGCUAUUUCUAGCCAAAGACAGUGAGGUGUCUGAUUUUGUCAACACAAUACAGAUGGCGGUGAAGAAUAUAAAGGGGAGAGGCACAUGUGGAGACUCUCAAUGGGCAGCAGCAAGGGAGACCUCUAGGCGGGCCUCUAAACUGGAUGAGGAAGGCGUUGAGGUUGCGGUGUGUCGGCAUGGCUUCCUUUUAAAAGCCCUUAACAUGUACCGAGGAGAGAUAUUUGUGUAUCCUAUGUAUCUCCAAAGGGAGCUUCUCCCAAGCAAGGCACAGUUUUUUGCUAUGGAUGUGGCAUGCAAAUACUGGCCAUACCUACAAAAAGUUGCUUCGGUCAUUCCAGCUCUCAAGAGCCUCACAGAAAUGAAGCCCUUCCUGAGCAUCAUGCAUGCAAGAGCUCAUGCUACCAAGUGUGAGAUAAAAUGGAGUGGUCGGAAUCAGAAGGGAGCAGGCACAACUGCCGGUGAGGAGGUGGAGCAAAUAAACAGCUACCUCUCCCGUUGUGCCCUGACAACAAAGUACAUGUCAAAAGCAGCACGUGUGGACAUGCUCACUGUGCAUGCAAUGGGUUGGAACCAUCACAAAGCAGAGACGCUACACAAGGCCCUCUCCACAAGAUAUGUGAAGACAUCUAAAAGGGCAGAAGAAGAGGCAGAGAGGCUGUCACAACUGCAGAAGGACCUGCAGUGCUCAAAUGCAAUGGCUGUACAGUGGAUUGCUGAAGUCAAGGAAUGGGCAGAGAGCGAGACCCCAGUAACGGGUCUGCACGUUCUCCAGCAGUCCAUUGAGGGUCUCCAUCUGGGUCUAAAGCAACAGAAACAAACCCUCUACCGUCAGAAUGACAGCAACAAGCUUCGCCAUCGUCUCCGAAGAAAGUUGACGGAAGACAAAAAGCGCCUUCUCCAGGAGAUUGAUAAAUACAACAGUCUUGUUGCAGACCUCUCCAAAAGGAUUGAUGUGGCCUUGGUUGACCACUCUUUGGCUGGACAGAGCACUGGCGCAAUAUGGCCAUGGGAGGACUAUGGCAGUGUAACAAUCGGGGUCAAGAAACGACUGCACGACCAGGAAAUGCUGAAAACACGGCUGGAAGAGGAGCUCCCUAUCCUGGUGUUGGAGAUGGCCCUGCACUGUACGUGGUUGCAGAACCUGGGAGUGGCCCUCAAGACGGAGCUUGCAAGAUACGAAGAUGAAAAUGGACUUCACUGUCUCUUGGCAAGAAGACUUGCGGAAGUGGAAGAACGACAUCAAAUGGUCCUGCAGCGGUAUAAGACUGCUCUAGGUCCAUUGGCCUCUGUCCUCCUUGACGUUUGUGAGGAAGAGGAAUGUGAUCCGAUGGGCCUGGUCAGUCCAGACACCAGCGAGGAUGAGGAAGAUGCAAGAGAACAAGCAACUUAGUUGAUGGUGUGGUUUCGUGCCUCGCUUGAUGUACACAAAUGAUCAUUGUUAUUGCUAUGUUUAAAAUAAAAAAAUCUAUCUCUUCAAUUCAAGAUGGGGUGGGUGAGAAUAAAUAGUGCUAUAACCUCACUAGCCUUAUUGACAUGGACACAUCUGUUCCGCAUAGAUUUCUAUGCACGAGACUUAACGGACACUUUUGUUACUGCCAUGUAUACAGUACAUUCGGAUCACAUUUUAGGAAGAGAUCUAUGACGCAUAGAAAUCUAUGCGGAUCAGAUUUGCCAUGUAAACGCGGAUACUAUGAAUUUCAUUCAUAUACAAUUUCAGAAGUGGAUGAGAUUCGAGAAAUAUCUUGUUAUAAUGAGAAAGUAUGUCAAGGU